GUCUCGAAGAAUGUAAGUUUGGAUUCACUGAUUGAGGCGCAGUCCGGGUGUACUUGGAAGUCAGAGCACUUUUUGUUCGGCCCCCACAGAUCUGAGGAGCCAAGUUGUGUCCAUCCUCAAUUCGACUUCGCUGCCUCGCAAUCUCACCCAAUUAACCGCUGGCACAGCCGCACUGCAGACCAACAGCCGCUGAUGCUUGAUAUGCCUUGCUCCUGCCCUCACAUGAGGAGAUAUUGCCAGUCUCGAAGCAUCUCCUGAUUUUCGCAGCCUGUAUCUUCCUGCACACCACUGGGCCUCUUGUUGACAGACCGCGAACGCGAGUUGGUUUGAAGAGCAAUCAGCGAGAUGCCGCUCAAGAACUUGCUAAAGAAGAAGGAGAAGAUUGAGGAUGAUACACCGUUAGCAUCUCCACUACCACAAGCCAAUGAGUUCACCUUCGUCCGCACAGACACGCACACAGAAGAGUACAUCAGGCCUCCUGCAUUCGACGACGAGCGAGACGUCACUGCUGCCGAACCAAAGACACCAGAGAGGAGAUCUUUUGGACGCUUUCGCAAGAGCUUAAGCCGUAGCCCCGAACCCUCGGAUACUUCGUCGCCAGAGAAGGAAAAGAAAGAACAUAGAAAACUGUCUGAGCGUCUGCACCUCAAGCGAGAUCGUGCCGAUAGUACCAGCUCGGUCAACCUGCCGUCAGAUCUUCCUGCCAUUGAAGAUACCUUCACGGCUUCGAGUGAUCGCCAGGAGGCGGAAGCAAAAUGGGAAGAACGUGCUACCAUCCUGGCCAGCAAAAGCCCCGUCAUACCUGCCACUGCGCCGAUAGGAGAGAUGGAGAACCUCGGCUUGGACUCUAGAGGUCAAUCACCUAGUCGACCACGAAGUAUCAACGACCCAAAAAGUGACAUUGACAUUCAAAAGGCAAUUCAACUGCAUGAAUCUGGUGAUCUUGAGCAGGCAACAGUGAUGUUCGGGCAACUGGCGGAGUCUGGCAAUGUCCUAUCCCAGGUACUUUUCGGCCUAUCUCUACGCCAUGGCUGGGGCUGUCAGCCGGACCCCACAAGAGCGGUAACCUAUCUGUCAGCUGCUGCAUCCAACUCUGCCACAAUCGAGUCAGACGCUCUAAAGGCAGGCAUGAAGAAAGGAGGCGCUGCGAAAGGUGAACUUGUCCUGGCGAUAUUUGAACUGGCAAACUGCUUCCGGCACGGAUGGGGAGUUCCUGUUGACAAAGUUGCCGCAAGACAAUACUAUGAGACAGCGGCGAAUCUAGGAGAUACCGAUGCCAUGAAUGAGGCAGCUUGGUGCUACCUCGAAGGAUUUGGGGGCAAGAAAGACAAGUUUAAAGCGGCACAACUGCUCAGAUUGGCGGAAAACAAUGGCGCAAAAACACUGGGGAAUUCUUGGUGAGUUUUGCCUAUCGCGGUUUGAGAAGUAUAGUCUCAUGGCCUGCCCUGUUUCUCGUAUCCUCCCCCUCCCUCGCAAACCGCAGCAGCCUAUCCCCUUGUGGAAUUUUGUCACAUUCGCCUUUCUUCUUUUCAGCUCAAUCCGGCCGAAAUAU
Messenger RNA from Exophiala viscosa, 1552 nucleotides. RefSeq lists its product as uncharacterized. Gene Ontology annotation, molecular function: protein binding. The transcript has 2 exons. Gene Ontology annotation, biological process: negative regulation of G2/M transition of mitotic cell cycle. Bases 346 to 1401 code for a protein of 351 amino acids. The record is from RefSeq and is a predicted model, not a curated record. Gene Ontology annotation, cellular component: cell division site. NCBI's taxonomy places the organism in Eukaryota, Fungi, Ascomycota, Eurotiomycetes, Chaetothyriales, Herpotrichiellaceae.